AUGAAUUACGUGCGCGUCGUUAGCCUUUUUGUUCUAUUAAUUUCUUUCAAAUUAUUAAUCGUUGAUUCAAAAAGUGUAGAUGGUCGUAUAUUUGGUGGUACUAACGCUGAUUCCAACAAUUCACCAUUUAUUGUAUCUUUUCGUUAUAAAGGAUUAAUCUAUUGUGCCGGGAGCAUUUUAAAUAAUAACUGGGUGAUAACGGCAGCUCAUUGCCUUAGUUCUGAACCACAAGUAUAUAAAACUUCUUUAAUAGCAGGCAGCAUUUAUGCAAACCAAACCGAAAACUCCAGUCAACAAAGGACUAUUGACCGUUAUGUUGUAAAUGAUUUGUACUUAGGAGAUACCAAACCUUACGAUGUUGGUCUUGUGUACACUAAAAUUGGCUUUAAAUGGACCGCAACUGUGGCCUCAAUUGCAUUGCCUUCAAAGAAUGUAAUACCUACCGGUAAUGCAAUUGUGUAUGGUUGGGGAAGCACUUCUAAUACAAAUACUGAAAUCUUUCCGAAUAUUUUACAAAUGGCUGAAGUUAAGAUUAUUUCAAUGAAAGCGUGUGAAAAUGCUUUAGAAUAUCAGGCCAGUGAUCUGCAUUCAACUAAUUUAUGUACUGGUCCCUUGACCGAAGGAAAAGGAAUAUGCUCAUCCGAUUCUGGCGGACCGCUAGUACAAAAAUUAAACGGCAAAAAUAUUCUAAUCGGGAUUGUAUCAUGGGCUGAAAUACCCUGUGGACGAAAGAAUUCACCUUCAGUGUAUGUUCGAGUAUCAUCACUUAUAACCUGGAUUUCCCAAAAUCAAAAAAUACCAAAGAACAAAAAAUUUGCUAUAAAUAAAUAGAAGCUUUUAGUAUUACUAUAAUGAACUUAGUCCAUAAAAUAUAUGCUUAAUUUAAGUGGAAAAAAGGAUAUUCACGCCGGGCUAUAAUCUCCGUUUUUAGCGGGAAAAACUAGUACAGUCGUUUUAACAUGAAGUUUUUUUACACAGGUCUAUCGAAUAUUUUUGCAAUUUCUGACAAUACUAAAAAUGCAACAGGAUAUAUUAAAAGACUUCGAUGUACUACACAGCGGAUAAAAACAUAUUUAAGAUCCGCGACUUGACAAGGAUGAUUAGGAUAAGUAUACCAGACAAAUAUAAUUAACCUGGGCACGAAGACUAAAACGUUAACGCGCUCUUAUCUCAUCAUACAUUAAAAAGAUAUACGAAAGACAAGAAAAAGACGAUCAAUUUCAAGUUCAAAAGUUAUUUUUGAAUUUUUUUUACAUUAUAUUAUCUUAAAUCCUUUCUACACUUCGGUCCCUCCUAUGGAAUUCGACUAAAA
This is a messenger RNA of Glossina fuscipes, 1312 nucleotides long. RefSeq names its product trypsin-1-like. The record is from RefSeq and is a predicted model, not a curated record. The coding region runs from base 1 to 831 and encodes 276 amino acids. Gene Ontology annotation, molecular function: serine-type endopeptidase activity. Gene Ontology annotation, biological process: proteolysis. The transcript has a single exon. NCBI's taxonomy places the organism in Eukaryota, Metazoa, Arthropoda, Insecta, Diptera, Glossinidae.